Messenger RNA from Haplochromis burtoni (Burton's mouthbrooder), 6869 nucleotides. It is a transcript of the gene znf646, whose product is annotated as zinc finger protein 646. The transcript is spliced from 4 exons. The coding region runs from base 515 to 5089 and encodes 1524 amino acids. The record is from RefSeq and is a predicted model, not a curated record. NCBI's taxonomy places the organism in Eukaryota, Metazoa, Chordata, Actinopteri, Cichliformes, Cichlidae.
GAGGGUGUUAAGUCCUAUGACUUUUGUGGAUUUGAAGAGUACAACUUUAAUGAAAGUGGGUUUUGAGGGAUAAGAAAUAAUCAGUCAGAUAAUAAAAGAAAUAUGUGGGUGUGCAGUUAAUAACAAAAUGGCUGGCAUUAGGACCUCAGGGACAAUAAGCUAGCCGCUUUAAUGCCAAAGGAAGUUGGCGAGGUAAUGUCAGAGAUCAUAGUGCAUGAAGAUGAACAAGUGGCAUGUGCACGACCAGAGAAAAACACCAGAGAUCACAGCUUAGGGUGAUGGUACUACGACCAGCCCGGGCGUGUUAUCUCCAUUUGUCUGGAUUCUUCAAAUUCAACUCACUUCAGUGAUCUGAUGGGACCUGUUUUUGACGUAUUUCUGUGGCUAUAUCCCAUAGAGAGUCCUUGCAUCAUAUUAUAAAGAACUGCCUUCUUUUUAUAUGGAUAAGAAAGGCAUCUAAUGCAUUUCCGCCCUAUUUUGUGUCUGGCGCACUUAAUUCAGUCCAUAUCUUGUGAUGGCUUUGCAAGACCAUGGCAGGACAACAGGUUUUCCUUGCAAACAGUGUGGUAUGGUGUGUCCCAGUAUGCCCAGUCUAGUCGAACAUAUGGAGUGCCAUCAGGAGCAAGAUGAAGAACGCAAGUUUAAAUGUGAUGAAUGUGGACGUGGUUAUAGGCAUGCUGGUAGCCUAACUAACCACAAAAAGACUCACGAAGUAGGUUCUUUUCAGUGUAAUAUAUGUGGAAAAGAAAACUCUAAUGCCUCGGCCCUGAAGAGUCAUCUCCGGAGCCACACUUCCCUUAAAAAGUAUUCCUGUGCGGAAUGUGGAAAAGCUUUUCGCCUGGCAACGCAGCUGGCUACACAUCAGAGGGUUCAUUUUGCCAGACAAGCAAAAGAGCAGUCAUAUCGGAAGGUGGACACGGAAUAUUCCUCAUAUAAAAACAGACAUGAACUUGAAAACGAUCACCCACAUCAUCUUAGUGAGCACUUGGCCAGCGUUGGGAUUUCCACAGUAAAUGGCCCAUCUGAGGACAAGGCUGAGAUUGUUUAUAAUGUGCAAUCGGAGACCUCAGAGGAUGCAGUAAAUCGACCAUUCAGGUGUGAUUUAUGUGACAAGUCAUACAUACACCAUCGAAGCCUGACCAACCAUAAAAAGACUCACCAAGUGGGAACAUUUGAGUGCACAGUAUGUUUCAAACUGUUCAGUAACAUGGCUGCCCUUUACAGCCAUCAGCGAACACACAAGGCGAGAGGCGGGACUGACCUCACUUCGACAGGUGGGUCAUAUGCAGGCACACUUCUUGACCAGUUUUCACCUCAGAGCCAAGAUGCUCCAGUAAACUUUUGUCAUUUAUGUCAGGUACUUUUCCCAAACAAUGAGGAGUUCCAGGAACACAUCCAAAUGCAUAACUCUUCAUCUCUGUCAUUUGGUCUUCAAGAUCCAUUGUCAGAGAGCCACAGUGUAUCAUAUGAAAACAGUAUUGCUUCACCCGAGUCCAACUUUUAUGCUUCUCCUAUAAACAAUAUUCCUCCGGUGUCAUCAAUGGAUAGUCAUGGAGACUUUGAUACACAAGAGAAGAUUAGAAGUAACGCUCACAUGUACUCUGACUGCUCCAGUGAUCAAACCCCAUCGUCCAAUAGCACUCAGGGAGAUCCCCCAAUCAUGGACACAAAUACUCUCAGUCCUACCCUGAUGCCCACACAAAAUAAUUGCAAUGCACCUGAAAUUGAAGAGACUUCAACUGUAGAUUCUGAUGAGCGUCCCUUCAAGUGUCAGAUCUGCGGUAAAAGCUACCGGCACUCUGGGAGCCUCAUCAACCACAAAAGGUCACAUCAGGUUGGGAUUUACCAGUGUUCCAUCUGCAGGAAGAAUUACCCUCACCUGGCAGCCCUCAAAAGUCAUCUUCGCCUCCACAAAGCUCAGCCGUCUUCUCUUAAUCUCAGUGCUGAGGGAGACUGGCUCUCCUCAGAGCCUCUGACUUUGGAUAACCAGCAGGGCUGCUUCUCCUCCCAGGAUGAAGAAGAGAACAGUGCUCAUCCUGUGCUUUGUAUGGAUCAGGAGAAUGGAAUUGAUGGCAGGAAUGGAGCACUGUACCACGAGCAGUUUAAUCAGGACUUCUCCCAGGAUAUGACUGUGCAUCUACCUCACAAUGAACACCUGAUGCAGAGGCACAUGUGUGCAGACUGUGGUGAGACAUUUGCAGAUAUUGCAGGGAUUAAGUCUCACAGCUGCCCAUUGCUGCAUCAGCAACAUAACACUACUAAUGGUGACUAUCACAACAGUUUAAACUUCCAGGUCAGUAAUGGCCAUUGUGAAGUUGGAAAUCCAGGAAUUAAUGUUGAGUUCCAGGGUCUGAAUGCUAGCCACAACCAAAGUCACUUUGAACAAAAUUUCCAAGAAAAUGUUGUAAGUGAACGGCUGAACAGUGGCCAAGAAGAUGUUAACACAGAUGAGGAAGAUGAUGGUGACCUUUAUCAGUGCUCCAUAUGUGGCAACAGCUACACAACCAUGAGGGCUCUCAGGAGCCAUCUCCGAGGGCACACACAAUCCCACGGCACUCCUACAAGCUCAGGUCCUUCUUCCACAUCCUCUCAUGAAGAUUUGAAAGAUGAGGAGUCAGGAGAAAUGAUGAUCUGUAGUACAUGUGGGGAAAGUUUUGCCAAUCAGCAAGACUUGAUUGCUCAUCAGCUUGUGCACAAUCAGGACCAGGUAGAUAAUGUUAAACCUUUCCACAUUAAUAAUGAUGUUUCUGAAAGCAAGGAGGAAGCGCAAAACAUCAUCUGUGGAAGCUGUGGCAUCUUUUGCACCAGCUACCAUCAUCUUGAGAACCACAACUGCACAGCUGAGAGGAAACAGGAGUUAGUGGACAGCAAGGAGGAAGUGAAAGUAAACAAGGUUGCCCAGCACCAAGACACGGGUGCUGACAAAGACAUGGUCAAUACUGAGAAACGUCAAUACAAGUGUGAUCAGUGUGGCCGGUCAUACAGGCACGCUGGCUCCCUCCUCAACCACAAAAAGUCACACAAAACGGGUGUCUUCAGAUGUCUCGUCUGCCAGAAACGCUUCUACAACCUGCUGGCCCUUAAAAAUCAUCAGAGAUCCCAUUUUGAUAUUAAGAGGCAUACGUGUCACGAGUGUGGGAAAGCUUUCAAAAUUCAGAAGCAGCUACUGAAUCACCUGAGAAGGCACAAAGAGAACCAAGCCAAAAUCCAGGAACUCAAUAGCCAGAUCCAGGCCCUUAUGCAGAUGAAUGGGACCAGGUCAGAUGGAGGAAUGCAGCCCUUAGCUUCAGAUGCCAAUCAGGAUUGUAAUUCUGCUCUGCGCUGCAAGGAGCCAACUGAAGAAAGAGAAACGCAGACAAAGUCGGAGAUGUCAGUGAAAUCGGAGGAUGCAGGUGACCGACGACCUUUUGCCUGUGACCAGUGUGGUCGCACGUAUCGCCAUGCAGGAAGUUUGGUUAACCAUAGAAACUCUCAUAAAACGGGUCAAUAUUCCUGCUCAGUUUGCAACAACACUUACACCAACCAGCUAGCAAUGAAGAACCACUUACGCACCCACUUUGCAUAUAAAAGGCACUCUUGCCAAAACUGUGGAAAGGGCUUUAGAGGAAGGAAGCAGCUUUUAGCUCAUGUCUGUGGAGACCUCAGAAAAGAUAGGUCUGGAGUCAGAAGGGGUCUAAAAUCUAAAGCCUUUAAGUGUAAGGAAUGUAAACAGGCCUUUUUCUCUGCAGACCAGCUGGCAGCCCACACCUGUGAUCAACCUUCGGGUAGCAGGGAAGCAGAUUUAAAUACGUUUCCAAAUAAAGAGGAGCGACCUUUCAGGUGCAACAUAUGUAAUCGCAGCUAUCGCCAUGCAGGCUCACUGUUGAAUCACAAAAAUACCCACAAGACGGGGCACUACUGUUGCAACUUCUGUUCUAAGCCCUUCACUAACCCCAUGGCUUUGCGCAAUCACACACGCAUCCACACGCAAAAGAAGAAAUACGUGUGUCUGACAUGUGGAAAGGCCUUCCGUCUCGCCAGCAUUCUGCACAAUCACCAGAGGGUCCACAAUCGGGCGGUGAAUCACUUUAGCUGCUCUUCAUGUGGGAAAAGCUUCCAGGGCAGGUCUGGCUUGAAGAGGCAUCGCUGCCGCAGAGGUCAGGAGAACGCAGGAUCUGGAGUCCAGCAGUCAGAGAGAGGAGACAAGUGUUUCAUGUGUGACUUGUGUGGGCGCUCCUAUCGCCAUGCGGGCUCCCUUCUCAAUCAUAAAAAGACACACUCCGAAAGCCUCCACCACUGCACCUUGUGUCUCCAAACAUUUCCCGAUCCCGUCACUCUGCAGAUACACUCCCAGAUGAGGCGUCAAUGCUGCCCCGAGUGUGGCAAGACCUUCUGUCUGGUCACCCACCUACAGAGCCACAUGGAGGUGCACUCAAAGGACCAGGUUGUGGUCUGCAGCUUGUGCCAGCAGAGCUUUCCCGACGCAGCCAGCUAUCAGGAGCACCAUAACAUGCACCACGUGGCUCAGGACCACUACCAACAAGACCAGGAUGACGCUAUAGAUAACAACCUCUGCUGGGACUCAGGAGUCAGUCAGUCCAUGGGAAUGGGAGGGAUGCACAGUGAAGUUCCACCACCUUUGUCCCAUAUUCCAGGAAGCAUUCCUAAUUCAGAGAAGAACAACAACACUUCUGCGACAGAGGAGAAGAGCCACGUCUGUGAGCACUGUGGGCGUACUUACCGUCAUGCCGGCUCCCUCCUCAACCACAAGAACAGCCACAAGACGGGCUCCUUCUUCUGCUCAGUGUGCCAGAAGGAGUUCACCAACCUGAUGGCCCUGAAGAACCACCGACGGAUUCACACAGAGCCCAAGCGCUACCAGUGCCUGGAGUGUGGGAAGGCGUUCCGGGUGUCCACUCAGCUCAUAUGUCACCGAAGGAUACACACCAAAGAGAAGCCUUUUGCCUGCCUGCUGUGCGACAAGAGCUUUUCCAGCAAGUCCAACCUGCGGCACCAUCAGAAGAUGCACCAGAACACCCAGACCUUCGACUCCUCAUUUAACAUGGACGCUAAUGCAUUUAUGGACCUUGACAUGGGGUCUUUUCUUUAAAGAAGUACUAAAUGGCAUAUAAAAGAAGAGGACAUAUGGUCCUCAUAUGCUUGUGUUAUUUAUCCCUCGAUCAGUAAUUGUAAAACAGUAUUUAUUUUUUUUCAGAAAGUGCUCCUUGGUUCUAACAGAUGCUCCUUUGAAGAUACGCACUUUUCAUCACUGACUUCCAGUCUUACCUCCAAAAAAAAAAAAAAAAAACAGAUGGUGACAUCAAUGGGACAUCUCCAGAGGGAUUGUUAGUCAGCUUUUAAUAAGACCUGAAUGUUUCCCAUGGAUACACGGGAUCCCUUAAAACCGGGCAGGUGAUGAAAAGAUUAGUAUUCACUCAUUCCUCAAUGAUGAACCAGCCAACCAAAGUGAACAGAGAAGGUUCAUGUAAGAACAUAAAGCCGAUGACACAUUUUUGUACAACAGUACUGUUAUAACUCUCGCUAUGUAUAAUUGUGUUCAGUGCCUCUGUGAGUUCCCUAGGAAACUAAAUAUACAAACUGUAUAUAACUCUGAAUCUUUUUGUUAGCUCUGCCAUCAGUGUUGAGGGACUGCUCGCCUUCCUCAUAUCAGGCAGGCCGGUUAAUUUUAAGUCAAAUACCUCUGGGUGUGUUGAAAGGUCAAAGUGAUUAACUGAAACCAUAUUACGAAAUAAAUAGUCGUACUGCUAAUAAUAUUCAAUAUUGACAUUCACGUCGAGUGACAUCGUAUGCUAAAAUGGAUGUAUUUAUUAAUUUAUUCUUAUUUUUAUUCGCAUAUUUUAUUAGGAAAAACUUUCUGAAUGUUGUAAAAGCUGUCUUCUAAAACUCAUGUAGCCUUUGAGGGAUUUCUCAUCAGUCGAUUGGUUACUCAUUAAUUUUCAGAAUAGGCAGGACCGAGCGAGCCAAGGAUGGUGUGUUAUUGUUAGCACUCAGGGUUAACCUUUAAAAGGAACGUACCUGGUGUGUAAUACAUUCUAAAAAAUCUGUUCUCAAACUGAGCAUAGUUGUUUUUGUUUUUUUUGUUUUUUUUUCUUUCAUCUUUGAAAAGCAUCAGUCACAUUUCAGUGCCAGUGCCUAAAACGUACAUUGAUUGUAGCAGUUUGAUGUUAACAAACCUCAUUUCUCUCUGAGCGUUAUACUGUAAAUGUUUUUUUCUUUUUCUAAUGGUAAAUUUAAUUUAAUUGUAAAUUUGUUUAAUGUAUCUUUGGACCUGGAUCUCCUCAGUUCUAGUUACACUUUCAUUAAAACAGUCAACACUAGCAUUGCACCCAUGCUUAUGGAAACAGGCAACAAAUUAAAGGAGAAACCAACAUGAUUGCUCAAGGCCCUAAAGUGAGAGCCCUGACACCAUCAUUUUUAUCCUCAUCAAACCAUUCAGUGACCCACCCACCCACCCACCCCUCUUGGGGCAGUAUAACGCGUCACCUCUAAAGGAACAAGAAGACUUAAACAUACCAGAAACAUUGCCCACCACUUUAUAUGAAUGAGACUGGAUCCCUCUGCUGCAGGGAUAUUUUAUUUUUCCUUUUUUUCGCCUGUCUGUCCGCGGCCAUAAUGCCUCAUUUCUACUAAGCACAAUUAUUAAAAUACAAACUUACCAGAGCUUUAUUUAUAGUGAAAACCGGUUUCAUAUUUACUGUUCAUAAACCUGUUAUUGUUGCAAGAUGUGCAAUUAUUUUAUUUUUUUUAUUAUUUUUGGUCAAGUUGUGUAAUGUGCCUGUUUUGUUUUUGUUGUUUUGUUUUUUUCUUACACUUUAGACGUCUAUCAAAAGUAGACACGCAGGAUUUGUUUUUCUAACGUUUUUUUUUUU